CGUCCGCGACCACUACGGUGCUGUGAGCACCUUGUGCAAAAUGGACAGGAAUAGUUUCACAACACCGACCACCAAUGCUUCACGACUGGCAUCUUCUCUUUCUAGGUCGAGGACGACAACAAAACGUGACUCGCUGGCAGCGGAACUGGAGCGUGACCCCCAGCUAUCCCCAUGCUUCUCUGGAACGACAGCUCGUAGCCGCCCAAACAGCCAAGGCCGACCUCGAGACCAAUCUGCGCGAGAAGAAUGCCCAGAUUGCGCGACUGGAGGAGGAUAGGCGGUGGCUGGCGGAGCGCGAGCAGGAAGAGAGGCUGGAGAAGGAGCGCGAGCGGACGGAACAUGCGGAGGACAAGCACAAAGCCGACCACGAUAUACGCAGCCUCCGCGCCUCCCUCAUGACCCUACAAGAACAGCUGGCGGAUCUCAACGACGAGCACGGCCAGCUGUCGCGCUCUACUUCGCAGACCAUUUCCACGCAAAAGUCGCAGAUCACGAUGCUCUCGCGUCAGCUCGCGCGCGUUGAAGAGCAGCUCACCGAGUAUAGACGUGUUGCUGAGGAACGCGGCCGCGCACUCGAGGAGCUGCAGACUCAGCUGGACGACGCGAGCACAGCAAAGGACAGCUUCGUGCAGAAAGCUUCGGACGACGAAAACUGGGCAAUCGUGCGCGAUGAACUUCACCGCCAGGCGGAGCACAUGCGCCUGGUGGAAGCGGCAAACACGAAGAUGUCGGCAGAGCUGACGAUGCUGCGGGAGCGCCAUGCCAGCGUCGAGGUGCUCAAAGAGCAGAAGCGUGAGCUUCAACGACGCGCAGCGGGGGCGGAUGAGCUGCGAGAAAAGGUGAUUCGCUUGGAGGCCGAGCUCGAGGCGUCAAGGCGUGAGCGCGAGCAAUGGUGGAUAAAUCAUGCCCAGUGUCCUUGCAGCACACCGGUCUCUGUUACGCAGGGUCUGUCGAAGCUCCGGCUUGAACACGCGCGUCUUCUGGAGGAGCAUGGGUCGGCCCGGGCGCUCCUCAAGCGCCGCGAGCAUGAGCUGACCGACGCGGAGCGUCGCAACGCAGAGGCACUCGAAGCGCUGGAGAAGUUCCAGUCCGAAGUGCGCGUACUGAAGACGAAGAACAGUCGCGUCGAGCAUGACAAGUCGCUCGCCGAGCGUGAGAUCUCGUUCCUACGCGCUAUGGUGGCGAGUUUCACCGCCGAGGAAGCGUCGCAGAACGGAGUUGCGCUCGAGGAGGCUACGGCUGCACGCGUUCAGCAGCUCGAGGCACUGCUCGUCGAUUAUAAGGCAACUGUCGAGCAGCUUGAGGGUGAGCUCGAGGAGAUCGGCAUCGAUCCUCACUUGGCAGGCGGGGCCAAUAGCAAACACCUGGAGCAGGUUGACACACUUGAGCAGACGCUUUGGGAGCUGCGCGGUGAGAUCGGUGCGGGGCACCACGUCCCGCCAGGCGUGCGAGUGCUCUCGCUACGGAAUAACCCAGCGCAGCAGUGGGCGGACUUGAGCCAGGCCGCGAUGGAUCGUUUGCGUGGCGAGAAUGAAGCGCUACUACGGCGACUCAAGGUUCUCGAGGAGAGUGGCGCGCGCGGUGCAGAGCAAGACGCACAUGCAGAAGAGCUCGUUCCCCGGCAGAGUUACGACGUCGUCAACAAGGAGAAGCAGCACCUCGAGGACGAGUUGAAGAAGAAAGAGAAGCGGCUUCUCCGGCUGCAGCAGAUCUUCCAUGCCAAGAGUGCCGAGUUCCGCGAAGCAAUUGCGUCGAUAUUGGGCGUGAAGCUUGCGUUCUACCCGAAUGGCCAGGUGCGCGUGACGUCGCAGUUCGACCUGCAUGCCACAUUCGUCUUCCAGCCUGCCAAUGCGGGCGCAAGCGAGGGCGGCGGGAUGAAGAUGCAGCUCACCGCGCAGGGCGAAGAGGUGCCGGAAGAAGUGCCGCAGUUGAUGCGCUACUGGGUGGAGCAGGAGCAGUGCAUCCCUGGGUUCAUGGCGAGCAUCACGCUGGAGUGCUACGAGAAGAACAAGAUGGAGAGGGAGAGGGAGGCGCGAGGGCUGUUGCACUAA
Messenger RNA from Postia placenta MAD-698-R-SB12, 2051 nucleotides. RefSeq lists its product as hypothetical. The transcript is spliced from 8 exons. The coding region runs from base 75 to 2051 and encodes 658 amino acids. Gene Ontology annotation, cellular component: kinetochore; mitotic spindle; nuclear envelope. Gene Ontology annotation, biological process: mitotic spindle assembly checkpoint signaling; attachment of mitotic spindle microtubules to kinetochore. The record is from RefSeq and is a predicted model, not a curated record. NCBI's taxonomy places the organism in Eukaryota, Fungi, Basidiomycota, Agaricomycetes, Polyporales, Adustoporiaceae.